This is a messenger RNA of Xenia sp. Carnegie-2017, 338 nucleotides long. RefSeq lists its product as uncharacterized. Bases 5 to 334 code for a protein of 109 amino acids. The record is from RefSeq and is a predicted model, not a curated record. NCBI's taxonomy places the organism in Eukaryota, Metazoa, Cnidaria, Anthozoa, Malacalcyonacea, Xeniidae. The transcript is spliced from 3 exons.
UUCAAUGCUUUGUGCAAGUGCUGAAGCUUUUUGCAUACAUGUGGUUGCAUUAUUUAAAAAAAUAUUCUACAUAUUUUAUAGAUUGAGCUAUGCAGUUUAUGUUCUCCAAGCAUUAGAGAAAGAUAAUGUUGAUAAUCCUGCACUCAAAAUAAACAUAUUGUAUGAUGUUGCAUGUAUGUUGAUGAAACAUUUACAGAAUUUGGAGGAUCCGAUUGUUGAUAUUUUCAAUUUUCAAUUCCAAUUUUUCACUGCUAUGGUCAUGUUGGACGAUGCCAAUCCCCGUCGUAAAGAAGGAUUUGGCCUAACUGACGGUGAGAUGUUGGAGAGAUUGUGAGCUU